Lottia gigantea (owl limpet) is the source of this 783-nucleotide messenger RNA. RefSeq lists its product as hypothetical. Lineage: Eukaryota; Metazoa; Mollusca; Gastropoda; Lottiidae. Bases 1 to 783 code for a protein of 260 amino acids. The transcript has 8 exons. The record is from RefSeq and is a predicted model, not a curated record.
AUGGCCACGAUGAAGAGUAUGAAACUUUAUAUUUCCGUCUUUGUUGUUUAUCUUAUUGAGUUUUGUGUGAGUAAAGAAUCCACCAAACCAAUUGAAAUCACAGAAGACAACUGGACUGAUAUCUUGAAAGGGGAGUGGAUGCUGGAAUUCCAUGCCCCAUGGUGCCCUGCAUGUAAAAAUUUCCAGUCUACAUGGGAAGCCUUAGCUAAAUGGAGUGAUGAUUUGGAUGUUGGAAUUGGUCAGACAGAUGUCACAGAAAACCCAGGUUUAAGUGGAAGGUUCUUUGUGACUGCUUUACCUACAAUCUACCAUGUAAAAGACGGAGUGUUUCGAGUGUAUUCAGGAUCGAGAAAUGAAAAUGACAUCAUCAGUUUUAUAGAUGAAAAGAAAUAUUUAGAGUUGGAUCCAGUAUCAUGGUUAACAGACCCAAAAUCUUUACAAAUGUCUGCUGUGGGUAUGUUUUUUAAAGCUGCUAUGGUCAUCAGAAAUAUAUACAAUGUAAUGAUUAGUGAUUAUGGAAUACCAGAAUGGGGAUGUUAUAUUAUUUUUGCUCUACUUACCAUAGUUUUUGGUUUACUAUUUGGUUUGAUAUUAGUUUGCUGCUGUGAUUUAUUAUUCCCUCCAAAAUACAUACAAAGACAACAACGAGUCCAGCCAGAGGCAGAGAAGAUGGAUGAGUCAGAUUUGCUGGACGACACCCCACAAGAAAAUGGUGAGGAAGAAACAACAGAAGAUACGACAGAUCAAAGUAAAGUACGGAAAAGACAAACUCGAAGAGAUUAG